This is a messenger RNA of Plectropomus leopardus (leopard coralgrouper), 4609 nucleotides long. RefSeq names its product acyl-Coenzyme A binding domain containing 3 (gene acbd3). The record is from RefSeq and is a predicted model, not a curated record. Gene Ontology annotation, cellular component: Golgi membrane. Gene Ontology annotation, molecular function: fatty-acyl-CoA binding. NCBI's taxonomy places the organism in Eukaryota, Metazoa, Chordata, Actinopteri, Perciformes, Serranidae.
GCCGCUUCAGCUGACAGUCUACAUGAUGGCGACAGAGGUUCAGAGCGGCGACCUCGACAGUGCUACUUCCAGCCGGCUCGAAGUUUCCAUCGAUGGCCUCACCCUCAGCCCGGACCCGGAGGGCGAGCAGAUCCAGGUCGAGGAGCCGGACCCCAAACCCGCGGAACCGGAGACCGACACGCCGGGUGCCGCGGGAGGCGAAGAUGGAGAGACAGCCAAAUCUGCGAUAGAGAGGAAAUGGGGCUUUCCUCUGCUGGAGCUGUACGGAAUGAGCCUUAAAUUUUUCAAAGACAAAGAUGGAAAGGCCUUCCACCCGACCUAUGAGGAGAAGCUCCGACUGGUCGCGCUGCACAAACAGGUGUUACUGGGCCCUUAUAAUCCCGAUGCUUCACCAGAGGUCGGCUUCUUUGAUGUGCUGGGCAACGACCGCAGGAAAGAAUGGGCCUCCCUGGGUAACAUGGAGAAGGAGGAGGCCAUGGUGGAGUUUGUCAAACUGCUGAACAAGUGCUGUAACCUCUUUGCUCCCUAUGUCACCUCACACAAAAUCGAAAGGGAGGAGCAGGAGAGGAAAAGGAAAGAAGAAGAGGAGCGCCAGCGACUGGAGGAGGAGGAGAGGGAGCGACAAAGGCAGGAGGAGGAGAGACGGAGGCUGGAGGAGGAGGAGAGACUGAGGAGAGAGGAAGAGGAAAGGAGACAGGCAGAGGAGGAGAGGCUACGGAUUGAGCAGCAGAAGCAACAGAUAAUGGCGGCAUUGAAUGCGCAGACAGCAGUGCAGUUCCAACAGUAUGCUGCUCAGCAGUACCCCAACAGCCCAGAGCAACAGCUGGGCCUCAUCCGUCAGCUCCAGGAGCAGCACUACCAGCAGUACAUGCAGCAGCUCUACCAGGUCCAGCUGGCCCAGCAACAGGCGGCCUUACAGAAGCAGCAGAUGCAGGCUGAUUCGAUGGUGCAGGGCACUCUUGAAUCUAGCGGCUUCAACAGCGGUGAACCCAUCCCCGCCUCAGCAGCUGGACCGCUAUGUGCAGCUUCACCACCUGCUGGCGAGGAAACACCAACAGUCAACGGAGGCCAGUCAGACUCGUACUCAGAGAGCAUGGACCGGGAGCCAGAGCCUGAGCCAGCAGAAGAGGUCUCAGAGAACGGGCCUUUAUUAGCAGACUCCCCUCCGGUCAUAGCCGCUCCCUCCAUGUGGACACGGCCACAGAUCAAGGACUUCAAGGAGAAAAUCCGGCAGGACGCAGACAGCGUGAUCACAGUGGGGCGUGGUGAGGUGGUGACAGUGCGGGUGCCCACACACGAGGAGGGCUCCUACCUGUUCUGGGAGUUUGCCACGGACUAUUAUGACAUCGGCUUCGGGGUCUUCUUCGAGUGGACGGACGCUGCCUCUGCUUCGGUCAGCGUGCAUGUGUCAGAGUCCAGUGAUGAGGACGAGGAUGAUGAAGGUGAUCCUCCCAAUGAGGAGGAGAAGGCGAAGAAGGAGGCAGGGAAGCCCCAGGUGGAUGAGAUUGUGCCGGUGUACCGGCGGGACUGUCAUGAGGAGGUGUACGCCGGCAGCCACCAGUACCCCGGCCGUGGAGUCUACCUGCUCAAGUUUGACAACUCCUAUUCACUCUGGCGCUCCAAGAGUGUUUACUACAGAGUCUACUACACCAGAUAAGCCUGAAUACAGACACAGGGGAGCCAAGGAGUGUGUAUGUUCAUAUGUGUGUGUGUGUGUGUGUGUGUGUGUGUGUGUGUGUGUGUGUAGGUGGAGAUUUGUGCGAUGGCAGCCUGUAUGUGUGUGUGUAUGAGAAAGAGAAAGUGAUGCCAGAGCUAUUCUGGAGAAAACCACCAGAGGGUGACAAAGAGACACAUCUGGAGCGCUAGUCUGAAGAUUGGACUAAUAUGUAUGUACCGUAUGUGUAUGCGUGUCCCGAGAUACACCCAUGCUAGAGCCCGUCAUCGAGCCCUUGGAAGAGGAGUGUGUAUUCCUGUUGUAUAUUCACCACCUGUCCUCGCUGCGCUCACAUAGACCAAGCUGUAGGACUUUGCUCUCACAUUGUAUUUUACCACUUUUCACCCUGGGCUCCUCUUCUGUCACCUCCCCAGCCCAACACUGUCCAACGUGGCCUUGUGGCUGCUUCUGCCCUGAGUGACGCUUUCAUGACCGUGAAACAGAAACCCGGCGAGUCCAGCACUCUGCGAGUUUGCUGUUUGGUGGUAAUAGUGGUCGUUUAUCCCACAAGAACACAGACAAUGUUGAAAAUCUAAUUAUAUUGCAAAUGUACUUCAUAACACUAUGCCUCUGUUCCACAGAGAGCUCCUGGUCUCUGCCAAGUCUCUCACACACAUUAAAAACACCAUUACACACAAACUUAAUCAUCUUUUUUUGUUGUUAAACAGUAGUCCGUUAUUCUCUCCUCCUGCUACCAUGCCUACAUGAAGAUCUGAGAGGAUAUUUAAUGGAAGCAGAGCUCUUUUUUUGGCUUAUUCCUACACAAAACACUGUUAUUUCUAGAUACAGUCUGAUUGACAGUGAGCCAGUAGUUUUUUGUUUUGUUUUUUUAAAGGAGCCGACUGGCAAAAUUUAUGAAGGACAGGCAAGAAGUCAUUCUAUAGAAGCAAAAAAGGGACAUAAAUAUUAGAAUUUUAACAGCCACUGAAUACUUAAUAUUGAAAUUUUUGAAAAUGAUGCGUCUAAAUCUAUUUGCUCUAAAUCUACCUCUUUGAAAUUAUUAUUAUUAAUUUAAUUGCGAUUUAAAAAGCUUUUUUUUUUUACAAUGUCAAAAAAUUCAGUUUCAAAAAUAUAAGUUUCAAAAAUAGAUUGAGUUUGCUCAGAUUGAAAAAUUUGUAAAAAUAAAUAAAAUGUUUAAAAAAGCUUAAAGAGACAUCAGACAAAAUCAACACGGACUCAAAACAUUCAGGCUCAACUGCCUAUCCUGUCCUGCUGUUUAAAUGUUUUCAAAUAGUAUUUUUAGAUUCAUUUAACCAAUCGAAUUUGAGCAACCUGAUUUUUUUUUUAAAUUAUGAAACAUGUAUUUUUGAAUUUGAAUUUAUAACAAAAUGAAAAGAAUAAACAAAUUCAGCUUUUGAAAAAGCAAAUUAAAAUUUUUCACAUUUUAAUUUCGUAGCAGUAAAUUCAGAACAGACGUAUUCAGAUACAUUGUUUUUAAGAUAAAAACUAUUUCACUGUUGUUAAUUUAGAGGUGUUUUAAUUUCAAUAUUAAUUAUUCUGUUAAAAUUCUGAUACUUUUGCCUUUCGUUUGCUUCCAUAUAUUUCCAGGGUUUAGGGUGAACUUAGGGUGUUAAAGGAGUGAAUAUAACUUAAGAUGCACAUGGAAAAGUCAGCUUUCUGGCUUUGUAAACGCAAACAUCUCAGUGUGUGACACACAAUAAGAAGUUAAAAAACAAAUUACUAAAUACAUAUUUGUUCCCCUUUUCUCCUCAUUUUUUUCAAUCUGUCUAUUAUCACAUAACUGAUGAUGUUAUAUCAUCAGCUGCCCUUUGGUAAUCAGUUCUCCAUGAAAGAACCAAGAAAAUAGGAGCUAGUAUUACAGCGGAUGUUAUAUUAAUAUUACCUGGGAGUUUUUUUGUGUUUAUUAGUGUUUGUUUGGAGAUGCUGUUCUCAGCUUUGAUGCACAAAUACGCCUAACAAUAAAAAUUAUUCCAUGUUUCGGAGGUCAUGACACUGUUAUAUCUCCGCAGCGCUCAGAAAUCAAAAAACACAGAAUACAGUGUUCUGGUUUUUUUUUCCCCUCCUGGAAUGAUUUAACUCAAAUUGUCAUCUCAAGUAAGUUAUCGUGAAUAAAGUGAGAUGAUGUAGACUUCUUUUUGUGUCUUUGGUGACGUGGUUGCUUACUAACUCAGUUGUAACGUUAAAGUGUUUCAACUUUUUUUUUCUAAGUUAAUUUGUUGCCAUAUUUUAGAUUCAUUCUGUUCAGUUUCACAUUAUAUGCUGGCUUUGUGUACCUAACACCUCGGUGCAUUAUGAGCAGUGUGUGCAAAAGGCGUUGGAGACAUUUGAUUUCACUUUAUCACUCAUUGAAGUCUUUUUGUACAUUUUUGUGUGUGUAUGCAACCAAACUUUAAAGACACAGAGACGGAAUAACUUCCAAGCUGAGUAAUCCUCACGUCCUCGCUGAGUGUUAGUUCAUCAUAUUAUUUAAUUUGAGGCCACUCCUCCUGCCUCCUAUCCAUUUGGUGAUUUGUGUAACAAAAUGUCAUGAUGGCGUAACCAAGCCGAAAAGUUCCCAUAUGUUCUGAUGUGUGAUGUUUGUUUUUCUUAUUAUCGCUCACCAGAUUUGGUUUGAGUCGACUUGUUCAAGCCUUGUAUGUAAAUAAUUCUAUAAAUGAGUUUAUUUGUGGGUUUUUAAACGUGAAAGAAGGCUAUGGUUAUGAGAAUCAAUGCACUGUAAAAUAUGGUGAAUGAGAAAUAUGUAUACAUUUUACCCCGAAUGAAAGUCCAAAACUCGUAGGAAGUAUAAAAUUAUAAGACUCUAUUGACAUGACAGACAGAAAAAGCUCAUCUUUUUGUAUUGUUUUGACUUGUUUGGAUCUCUUAUGAGUUGCAAGAUCUUUCUUUUUUUGGGCAUAUAUUUAAUCUUGAUUAAACUUAUGUUCAUCUCUAGAA